Molecule: messenger RNA, 1447 nt
Organism: Nelumbo nucifera (sacred lotus)
Lineage: Eukaryota; Viridiplantae; Streptophyta; Magnoliopsida; Proteales; Nelumbonaceae
Product: putative choline kinase 2
Biological process (GO): phosphatidylethanolamine biosynthetic process; phosphatidylcholine biosynthetic process
Cellular component (GO): cytoplasm
Molecular function (GO): choline kinase activity; ethanolamine kinase activity
Source: RefSeq, a predicted model, not a curated record
GCCACGGUAGAUAGUAAAUUCUGUUUCAUUUACCCUGUUUCCGUUACAUUCAGAACUAAAUAGAUUACAGAGAGAGAUCUCAAAUCUCGGUUGGUCACUCUAAACAAUCUUGCCACUGUCAAGCUGCUAUCUUCUCUGGUUUGAUCGAUUUCUUCGCAUUGGUUAAAGAAGGAGGUGCCUCAUCAGGCAUGCAAGCACUCUCUGCUUCUGUCAUUAGGAGGCUUGGUGGUGGAUCUUUUAUGUCGGUUGCUGGAAGCAGUAGAGAGAGUGGUCGGCUCCCGAGAGAAGUGAAGGGGAUUCUGCAGUCCUUGGCUUCCGGUUGGAAUGAUGUCGCCGAUUCAAAGGCGUUGCAGGUGAUCCCGCUGAAGGGGGCGAUGACCAAUGAGGUUUACGAGAUAAAGUGGCCAACCAGAGCUGGUGAACCCGCCCGAAAGGUUCUGGUUCGGGUUUAUGGUGAAGGCGUGGACACUUUCUUUGACCGGACUGACGAGAUUCGUACGUUUGAGUUCAUGUCGAAGAAUGGCCAGGGACCUCGGUUGCUGGGGCGGUUCCCGAAUGGGAGGAUCGAGGAGUUCAUUCAUGCUCGGACACUAUCAGCAUCUGACUUGCGAGAUCCAGAAAUAUCUGCUCUUAUAGCUUCUAAAUUGAGGGAAUUCCAUGAUAUUGAAAUGCCUGGUCCCAAAAAUGUAACUCUGUGGGAUAGGUUGAGAAAGUUUCUUAAUGCUGCCAAAAGUUUGAGUUCCCCUGAAGAAUCCAAAAGUUUCUGUUUGGAUAAGAUGGAAGAGGAAAUCUGUAUAUUGGAAAGGAGGUUGUCAGGGAAUUAUCAACGUAUAGGAUUUUGCCACAAUGAUUUGCAGUAUGGGAACAUAAUGAUGGACGAAGAAAGCAAAUCAAUUACCAUUAUUGACUACGAGUAUGCAAGUUACAAUCCUGUUGCUUAUGAUAUUGCAAACCACUUCUGUGAGAUGGUAGCUGACUAUCAUACAGAAACACCUCAUGUUUUGGACUUCAGCAAAUACCCUGGGUUGGAGGAGCGUCAAAGAUUUUUGCAUAUAUAUAUGAGUUCAGAUCUUUAUGCAGGUGAUCAACCUGGAGAUCUUGAAGUGGAACAACUGGUCCAAGAUGUUGAAAAAUAUACUCUUGCAAGUCAUCUAUUUUGGGGCCUAUGGGGAAUAAUUUCGGCACGUGUAAACGUAAUUGAUUUUGAUUACAUGGAAUAUUCAAGGCAGAGGUUUCAACAGUACUGGCUAACUAAAUAAUGUUGGUAAACUUCAUCUGGAGCUUGUCCCCUACUAUUGGUUUCAAUGAAUUGUAUAGUUUCUGUUUUUUGGAUAGAAAAUGAAUUGUAUAGUUAAUUAGCUAUUGGCUUUUAUUCCACCUCAGUUUCUGUUUUUUAGCUACGGUAUUUUUUCUAGUUCAAGAAAAUUGAUGAUACAUAAUAGUUGCA